Messenger RNA from Sclerotinia sclerotiorum 1980 UF-70, 2274 nucleotides. RefSeq lists its product as hypothetical. Gene Ontology annotation, biological process: nuclear-transcribed mRNA catabolic process, nonsense-mediated decay. The record is from RefSeq and is a predicted model, not a curated record. Gene Ontology annotation, molecular function: protein binding; telomeric repeat DNA binding; telomerase RNA binding. Bases 1 to 2274 code for a protein of 757 amino acids. Gene Ontology annotation, cellular component: telomerase holoenzyme complex. The transcript has 3 exons. Lineage: Eukaryota; Fungi; Ascomycota; Leotiomycetes; Helotiales; Sclerotiniaceae.
AUGUCAAUCCACACCAACUUACAAUCCCUCAGCGUUGCACAAAAGAUCGAGAAGGAGUUACAAUUGCAGUUAAACAAGGAUUCUCCUACAUUUGAAGAUAUUCAACACCUUCUCACACAGUUGCGCAUUGCUUGUGAAGCCGUUAUCUUUGGCGACUUUGAAUAUGCUACUAAGCAGCGUGUACAACAUCGUCUUUGGGACUCGCACAGUCUAAUUAAUUCUCGAUACCGAAAGUUCGUAGCUCAUUACCGUUCCGCAGAUCAGAAACGCCGUGCCGUGGAGCGCCGAAAGUUGGAGAAACACUAUGUCGAUUUUCUCAAGGAGAGCCAGUAUUUCUACAAGGGAUAUAUUCAGCGUGUUGCCUCUCACUUUGGCCCUCUUCCUGCGUUGCAACGUAUUGCAAAUCGCCUUUCUCUGAGCUCGCUGUCCGUGGACAAGCCGAUCAAAGUCAGCAAAAGUCUUGAACAUCUUCUUAAGCUGUCCUGUCACUUCACAUUACUCCGCCUCGGAGACUUGAGUAGAUAUCGAAAUGACUUAAGAAUCAAGGAACGCAGCUGGGACCCCGCCCUAGGAUACUAUCAUCUAGCCGAAGCUCUUUAUCCUGAUUCUGGCAACGCCCACAACCAAAUGGCAGUCAUUGCUCUCGCUGAUGGAAGCCAUCUCGACGCCUUGUACCAUCUAUUACGCGCAGUUGCUGUCAAAGAACCACACACAUUGGCUCGUGGAAACCUGGCUAUUGAGUACAAAAAAAUAUCUACCACUUGGGAGAAGGAAAGACAGAGUAAACGUCGCCCAGCACCCGUUGAGUCCGCACUGGUCAUUUGGUUCAAAUCAUUCUAUUUCCUUCUUGGCUUCAACCUGCAGGUAUUCUGCGUUUUGCUACGAGCACUGAUCUCAGAACUUGCCGAUGCAGCUGAAGCCGAAAAUCUGGAGUCUUUGACCGCCACAGAUUCUUCCGGCGAUUCCCUCGAAAAGCUCGGCCCAGUCGCAAUUAGGGUCCUACCCGGUAUUCGUCAAUACUUCGCCUGGGUUAUUUCCCAACGUCUCGUCCUUGUCGGCCUUGGAAACGGAAUUGACCAGGAGUCUACAGGGCGCUUGGUCAGCCAUAUCCAAAAUAUGUGGAAAACGGCCGCAGAGGCACUUUCCGCGCUGGUUAACUUCUUUCCCGUGGCAUCCCUUCCUUAUCUUCCAUAUCUGUUGCCCGAAGACGAACAAACUGUCGGAUUCAAGCCUCUCCGAGACCCGCCUAGUGGUUUGGAAGAGUACAGUCUUUACAAUAAAGAUGAUGGUUUUUUGAAAGCUCGUGUCUCUGAUGGCAUCAUUCGUCAACCUGAUAAUGAGAACUAUUCUCGUAUUCGGGAUAUCUUACGAGCUGGUAUGGCUCUUCACUUUGAAAAACCAUGUCCAAUUAUCAUGACCCGCGAUGGUAGAUUUAUCUAUGGUACCGAAAGCGCUGUGAGCCCCCCGUCGGAUACAUCUGCAAUCCCAAGCCAGCUAGCGGAGCCCACUUACGCUGUGCAGAACUACGCCAAGACCGGUAACGAGAAUCUCGCAGGAUCAGAUUCUCUGGGCAUCAUGGAUACUGAAAUGAACCGCAUGGUGGACGAUUUACUCGAGCCUGCAAGCCUUACUCCUAGUGACGAUACGUCUUAUGGUAUGAGUAGUUCUACUGCAAAUGCAGUAUUUGCGCCCAUUGGCUCCGAGAGAACACGUCUAUCGGCAAGUAACCAUAUUACACCAGGCAAAGCCUUUCCAAGUCUGCCUGGCAUCUGGGGCUCCCCCUUCACACCCAAGCCUCAUGAGCUUCGAACCAUCAGUCCCGAAAAGCCUUCAAGUUCCGGUGGAUUUUCAUCGAUGAAUUACUCAACCAACAGAGAGCAGCUCGCUGCCGCUGCGGCGCUCGAUAACAUGACUAAGAUGCAACCACAGAGCUCAAAUGGUGCUGCAACGUAUACAAGGGGCCAGUUUUCAUCUUUUGAUACGUCCAAGCCUGUUAGUCAGAUGUUGCAGGAGUCUUUGGCCAAGCAAUUUGAAUCUAUGUCACUCUCAUCAUCAGGGUUCUCAACAAACAGCAGCAUCUACGCAAAUAAUUCUCCACCAAAGGCAUACUACGGUAGGACCUUCGGUUGCUCAUCCUUUAAUGGCCAUGAUAGUACUACCUCUCCAAGUGCUAGCGAUUAUGAGCGAACUACAAUGCUACAGAGCUCACUCUGGAACACCCAGACCGAUAAUGGCAACCGUACACCUCCCGCUGGACAAGGGUACCGAGGCUGA